UUGUUUAUGGUACCCUGUCCAUACUGUACCUUUGCGUAUGCUCGGUAGCGUACUGUUGACUCUUUCACGUCGUGCCUGACUGACUAAAUUGACAUUGAUUUCAUUUACCUUGUUCGUUCACUACAACCCCCCCCCCCCCCCCGCCCAUUCCCCCAUCCCUUACCUUUAUUCCACCCCUUAUCAAUCUUGCAAGCACUGCCGGUAUUCAGGUAGCGGAUUCGGGGCUUUCAAUGCUGACUUUGGCCACUUGGACGUAAAUAGAAACCCCGUGUGCUCGUUGGGUUUUACUUGCCGCUCUUUGUUUGGCGAAUCCUCGAAACCAAUAUUACUUCCUGCGGUGCCCUUCCAUUUCUCUUCUGAUACCGGCACCUUUUCCUUGGGGUUUACACCACGGGCACUUUGCGGUAUCAUAGCUUUUCCGCUUUGCUUAACUUUACCUUACGGCCUUGGUUUGGGUAGUUUACACAAUAGAGUAUUUGGCUCUGGGGCCGCGGUAACGGUACAUACUCACCCCGAUCCCCUCUUCCUUUCCUCUCCUUAAUCCACCCCCGGUGCCACCUUCCUUUGCUGCUUGUACAGUAUUUGGUCGGGGUCUUAUAAUCUUGUUUUUCUUUUUCCACUUCCCCCCUUCCUUUCCCACCUGCAUCCUUCUUUCCUCCUUCGAUUCGUCCUUCUAUUCCUCCACACGCGCAGAUCAAUCCAACCACACACAAGUCCAUAGAAUACACGCGCAGCACGUAUACCGGUAGACGCAGCUUCGCGUGCCCACAUGCAUACUUUAUCUUAUCCGUCCUGCAAACCAAUUAGCUACUUUCUCUUUCAUCAUCUUUUCUCCUUUACUCGAAACUCACGCUCCCCAUCGUGUUGAGGGACUAACGGGGGCCGCAGCGAGUGCUAGAGAUAAGCAUAAUCGAACCGAGUCUGGCGUUCUUUUAUAUAUAUACAUAUAUAUAUAUAUUUGCCUUUAUAUUACCGUCGCUGUUCGUUUUUAUUUGGGGAUAUUUUUUUCCAGGAUAUUUUUUCAUAUCGGGGUUCAUUUCGGUUCAAUUUUUAAAUUUUUUUUCUAUUUCUUGUUCGGUUGGGACAGUUCUGGAAGGCAUCGAAGGAAGGCGAGUCUUAGUUGUUCGGCACCAGAGGCCCUCAACCCGUUGAGCCGAGUGGGUUCCUGGUAAGUUCGAAGCCCAAUUUCGCCCCGUCGCUCCCACUCGGUUGGUGGGUUUCCAUAUAUACCACAGCCGUUUUCCCUUAGCCUCUUUUUCUUUUUUCUUUUUCUUUUCCCAUUUCUUUUUUUUUUUUUGUCCUGGCGAGGCACCACCCACGUCGUUACCGUUCUCUUUGCUGUCACCCUGUUCUGCUGUGGCUGUCGGAAGACGCUGUCAAGUCGACCCAGGUCAAGUCAGGAAAGCCAAGUCGAGUCAUCUGAGUCAAGCCUUAAGUCACUCAGUCACCCAGUCGGGUUGGGUCAAGGUAAAAAGCCAAAGUCGGUCAAGGGACACAGGGUGCUCGUCAGUGCUUGUACCAUUGCUACUUUGACCUGGCCUCUUUCCCUCACUGCUUUUUCCUCCCAUAUUGCCUAGCCUAUUACUACUGGCACUUGCGUGCCUUUCUCUCAUAUCGCCUCUCCCUCACUCUCUCCUUCACAUCCGCACACCCACUCUUCCUCCCUUCACCUUCCACUUCGUCUAUCCUCAUACACUGUUGCUUCACGGUAUAUCCUAUCCCGCUUCCCCUUGUUGUACCCACCCGCCGUCGUUUCCCGAGUGCAGCUUUCUCCAUCGACUGCUAUUUUUUAUUUUUUUUCUCUUCCUUCCUUUCUUCCCUUUCCACUACACCCCGGGUGACCGCCACAAUUCACUGGGCCGCCUGAUUCCCGUUCGCUAACGUUGGUGCUGGUAGUCGUCCUACAUACCACUCACGCAACCCCCCCCCUCCACCCACACACACACCACACACCAGACACUCCCAACCCAUCCAGCCCAGACCGCAGUGUUUGGCUGCAACCCUCCCUCAACCCAUUUCAUUCUUUUAUCAGCCUAUCGCCAUCCCGUCUGCUUCCGUCCUGGCCCUUCCGUCUCCCACGAGCCGUUCUUCAUUCCACCCUCUCUCCCUCAUCCUCAUCUCCUACAGUGGUCGUGUCCUCAACAUCAACUUCUGCCUCAGCCUUAACCUUCCGCAACCACUACAACACCGACGGCCACAGUAGCAACAACAACAACAACACCACCAUCAUCAACUCUCAUCAGGGUCUCAGAACACCAGCAGCCCCGGUCCGUAAUCGAGAUGAGCAUGGUGGAACUCGGCCGUUCCUACGAUCCUCAUCGACCCGGCCGAUACUCUCACAGUCAUCGGGGGUCACCACUUCUUCAACAUUUGGAUCAUUCUUCGGCGCACUCGACGCCCUCUCCACCAUUUCAAUAUGCCCAUUUACCCAUGAUCCCGCAGCAACAACAGCAGGCCCCACCACCGCCAGCCAGACCGACCCCGACAUCGUACCCAUCCCCUGCUUCUUUCCCGUCACCGUCCAUGUCUGCAUACCAGCCUCCUCCUGGGCUGCAACAGCAACAGCAACCAGGCUCUCGAGGCUCACCCUAUUCACCGCCCAUCCCGUUACCAUCGUUAAAUCUUCCACCGAUACGGCUGAAUCCUCCUGCCCAACUACCGCCACCACCACCUCCGCAGCAGCAACAGCAGCAGAUCGGUUCUCCUUUGAUGGGCUCACCAUUACCUCCACCCUCCCAGCCUCUUCAUGGAUACUAUCCACCACAUGCAUUAUCGCCGCCUUCUCACCGAGCCCACCCUAGCAAUAUCACGUCUUCCCCGAGAGAACCGUUGCGUUAUCCAUUGCCUUCGCGUGAGGAACGUAUCAUGUCUGGUGGGAGGCACAAGAAGGAGAUUAAACGAAGGACUAAGACUGGUUGUUUGACAUGCCGGAAAAGGAGAAUUAAGGUAAGUGCACUUGGGCCCUUCUCGUCCUGUCGCCCUUCUGGGCCUCGUUUCUUUUUCUUUUUUUUGCAUCGCUCGGAUAAACUGCGGGAUGAUUUCCGCUAUAGUGGGCCCAUUCGGAUCGAUAGUGAUAUAUCUGGAACGAAGAGUCGCUUACGAGAUUUAUUGUUGUGUAGUGUGACGAAGCACAUCCUACGUGUAAAAACUGUGCAAAGAGCAAGCGGGAUUGUCUGGGAUAUGAUCCCAUUUUCAAAGCACAGCCGGGGCCCGCGGCCAUACAGCCUGCUCCCUCUAUAGGAGGUUCUACUCCCCAAUCUACUGCUCCACUGUAUUCAUUCUCUUACCCGGUUUCAAAUCCGUUAGGUGGGCAGAGUUGUGCGCAGACGAAUUCCACGGCGGCUAGCUCCCCAACGUCAGAAGUCUAUGAAUAUCAGCCCGCGAUAGAUCCGGCUCUUGAGGCUCCUAUGAUGGGGAAUCCUCCGAUUUCAACCUCAAUGUUACCAGAGUCCCAGGGAACCUUCAGACCGGAAUUGAAGCGGUCUCUGGACAGGGCCAGUCCUUUUUCUUCUGGAUCUGAUACUACUACCAAUAGAGUCACCCCAAUACCUCGUUCAACAACCCCCAGACUGGGUAGGCUGCAGGAUAAUCCGGGUGGAAACCCUGCGAAAAGAAUCAAGAUUGAUGAUCUCUUGUCCGUUGUCUCAAGCUCGCAGCCUCUCACACCCCCGUCCAGCGAAACCACACUUUAUGCCACUCCCUCGGCUACGGUUGAGGACAUGAAGACUCUCUAUAAGUUGCGAUAUGCUCCGGCAUUGGACAAGUUUUUGGAAACGGGAUGGUUUAUGGGGCCAGGUUUGGCUAAGGUUCUCUCGGAUAAUCAUUUGGUGGAACUGAUGGCUGAGAUUUUCGAGAGGUUUCGGGUUCGGGGUGGUUCGUUCGUGGAGGAAGAGGAUCCCAGCAUUGGGAGGAAAGGAAAGAGUGCUGGUGUUUUAUGGGCAGGGGUGAAAAUGGUUUAUGGGACGGGAAUUCCCGCCGCUGACAACCGCCAGGAUGAGGACGAGGACGAUUUCCGGGAUGAGGAUGGCGCGGAAACCUUGCGCAGGAUCAAUAUUGUGGAAGCACUUGUUACAGGACAGCCCUUGGAGCCUGUCCCCGAGUCUCCAAGAGUCACAUCUGUGGACAAGACCACCGAGGAUAGCCCAACAACAUUGUUUUGGAGGGGUUUGGCCAGAGCUGUUGCAGCAAGAGGAGGGGAUGCCAAGCUCAAUGGACAGGUCGACAGCAUCCUUGCAGAUUGCAGGCAGUUUAUUGAAGGAAACGAGACCCGCAAGCUGCUUUUGAUGAUUGCGGAGGCACGGCACCUGGGAAGUAGUCGCCCUCAUGACACACAUGCGGAUCCGACGAUGGCAGGAGACUCUACACGUCUCUUAGCCUCUCUGAGGUCUUACAUCGAGGGUGUUGCGAAAGAGACAGCUGAGCCUGGGUCAUCCUUGAGCCGUCGGAUUGCUGGUCGUGCAGUGGGACAGUGGAAGGAGGCUAUCACGGAUACGCCUUUCUUGUUUUGAUGGGUGAACGGUGUUCGGUUUUGGUAUCACUUACGCGAAACACGAAAUUUUAUGAGUACGAAGCAGCUUAGAGAAAAAAGUUUCGGGUGGUUUUCAUUUUUUUUUUUGCGUUGGCAUUUGUCUUUUGUUGCUUUUUUCUCUUUUAUUCAUCAGCAUGGGAUAAAUGUUAGUUGGUCGGUUUGUAUUUCUUUUUUUUUUGCACAAUGGCCUCGCAUCUCAGUGGUUAUUCUGGGUUUAGUUUUGCCUGCUCACCAUUCGUUCUUGGUUUCCCGUGUCACCGGUUUUUUCACCACUGCUUACUAUUAUUAUCAUUAUUGUUAUUAUUAUUGUAACCUCGAAUUCCGGAGCUCGUUCCACGAGAUACAUGACAGCUUCGGUAUAUUGUUGAGCUGCAUCGGGGGAUUUCAGACCAAGUUAGUUUUGGCACAGAUUAUAGCCUUUUUUUUUCUUUUUUUUUCUUUUCUCUGUCCGGUUCUUUUCUUUUUUCCUCCAUUUCUAUUGUGGUGCUCGGGUAUAUUUGCUUUGCUCCCUUUGUGGUUCGUGAUUCCAAAAGACUUUCUUUCCGUUUUUUUCUCUCUCGAAGGCGUGUUUGGGUUUUUGCUUUUUUUUUCUCUUUAAAAAUUUCUACUUCCAUCCUCCAUCUAAACUCUUUCCUGCUUUCCAUUUAUUCAUUUCUUGUUACUACUUGCAUACUGUGUUUCUAACCCGAUUUUGUGUUUUUCAUUUUCACUUUUUUGUCAUCAUUUUUCAUUUGCCGUGGCAUGAUAUAGACUUGGGAGUUUUUUUUUACUCUACUUUACAACUGGAACGGUUUAUCGGGGGAACAGGGAAAAGUACGUGGAUGGACGGGGCGGAGAAGAUAGGGAAAGGGGGAAGACGAGAGGGAGGGAAAAGUAAAAUGCAACUAUCAUUACAGAAAUAUUAUGGUAUUUUUUUUCUUUCUUUUUUCUUUUUUCUUUUUUCGGCGUAUAUCAUUUCCAUUAGGUUUUGAUUGAUUAAUGUCGUGAACGAAAUUUCUCACCCUUAGAAUUACAUUUUUUCUUCUUCCAUUUCUCUUCCCUUUGCUUUUCUUUUCACCCUUUUGAGCCAUCGUAUCAUUACAGAGCCGCGGAUCGCGGGGGUGGUGCCCGCAGUGGGGGAGAGGGAGGGGAAGGCAGGGGUGUAUGAUAUGAUACCUUUACCACUAGG
Molecule: messenger RNA, 5696 nt
Organism: Tuber aestivum (summer truffle)
Lineage: Eukaryota; Fungi; Ascomycota; Pezizomycetes; Pezizales; Tuberaceae
Source: the annotation of a GenBank genome assembly